CUGGGCCCUGGAGACUAUACAACAACUUUACAUAAGAUACUGAACUUUGGUGAUUUCAAUUCAAAUGGAUUGUUGACCUAUGGUGAAGCACGAUCUCUAUGGAGUCUCUUACAGCACCGGGAAUUUCUCCUAUUGCUGCUUUUCCAAGACAACGACACAUUCCCUCGUAUCAAUGGCACCUGUGGAAGUAUCUAUGCCAUGGAACAUGUCGCAAACAACAAACUAUUCAAUAUGAAAUCCAACAGCUGGCUCAGUAUUUUUCUUUCAGAUGCUUAUCAUUGGCAAUUUCCAAUUUGGAAGAGACGAGCCAAAAUGUCUAUUGGGAUGAUCGAAUUCAUGAUGGACAUUUUUGAGAAGAAUGGCGUCAAUUAUUACAUGUGCAAUAUAUUACCAACAUCUUUUGGCUACACCGCAAGAUAUGACAUCAAAAUUAUUGAUGUCUUGUCAGUGGUUUCCAAAUACCAUUUGAAAACAGAAAUGUCUAAUCGAUCUUGUUAUACAGACGAUGACUGUACCUUCUCUCACAACUGUAAAACUCAAUGCAACCAAGAACUUAGAAAAUGCUCUUCGGACCUUGUUGUACCCAACUUAAAAAUCCUAUGUGAUCUCCUUAUGGACUACUUAAUGUAUGGUGCACCGAAUCAUGUUACUGUAGAUUUAGAACGGUUAUUACACCAGUGCCAAUCCCUUGAUAAUCGACAAUUCAGUGCUGAGAUGGACCAUGCUGUCUUGUUGAAUGACCUCCAGUUAUUUAUUUGGUCCCAAAUAAAAUAUGGAUGAUUCAUUUUUUUUUUUUUUCCCAGGGGAUUGGGUAGCUUGCAUUCUGUUGUGAUAUAAAGACAAUGGUUAUGGAUUGCAUAACUAUACACCCUAUUUUAAAAAUAUUGAAGAGGUGGGCAAUGAAAAAGACAAAAACCAACAUCCCUCAGGGAGCAAGAAUUAUUUUGGUCCAAUGUAUUGCACCUUAAUAUACACACUACAUGUACAUGUGCAAAACAUGCAUAUAUCUGCUACAUGUAUACAUUCACUACAUGAACCAUUUGUAGUUAUUAUUUAUAUAAGAUUGUGAGUUCAAGAAUUAAACUUGGUUUUAGCAAUCUUAAUGAAAUGGUGUAACAUUUGGUUAUUGUUAUAAUAACCCACUUCCUGUUGUCUCACACACACACCUCUGUACACUCACACAUACAUUGGUAUGUAUAGACAUACAUACACAUAUAAACAUAUACACAUGCAUGUACACACACACACACACACACACACACACACAUGUGUAUAGUAUUUAUAAUUGGGUUUCAAAAGUGAAGAGGUGGUUAUAGAGUGAUGUCUGGGUUCUACACUGUAUUAUUGUUUCGGGUUUCUUUGUGGGUUUUGCGGUUUAUUUAUGCAGGAUACAUUACAUGCCUUUUGAUUUUAGUUUAUUGAAAGAAAUCUGGUCCCAUUUUUAAUGAGGUUGUUUCCAUUGAAGAAGAUGUGUAACUUAUGAAAAGGGAAAGAUGCAAAAAAACAAUAUCUGCUAUAAAGAAUGUGUAAAUUUGCAGACCUGCCCAACCUGUUCCAAUUUGGGGUUUCAUAAAGAAGGAAAAUCAAAUUAAAAGAUG
Messenger RNA from Octopus bimaculoides (California two-spot octopus), 1598 nucleotides. Its product is annotated as divergent protein kinase domain 1A. NCBI's taxonomy places the organism in Eukaryota, Metazoa, Mollusca, Cephalopoda, Octopoda, Octopodidae. The record is from RefSeq and is a predicted model, not a curated record.